Molecule: messenger RNA, 1125 nt
Organism: Limulus polyphemus (Atlantic horseshoe crab)
Lineage: Eukaryota; Metazoa; Arthropoda; Merostomata; Xiphosura; Limulidae
Product: Krueppel-like factor 15
Exons: 1
Coding region: 1-993 (330 amino acids)
Biological process (GO): regulation of transcription by RNA polymerase II
Molecular function (GO): DNA-binding transcription factor activity, RNA polymerase II-specific; RNA polymerase II cis-regulatory region sequence-specific DNA binding
Source: RefSeq, a predicted model, not a curated record
AUGGAGGUUACUCUUCUUGGAGAAAACCAACUUGCUUUAGGUUCUAAUCUGAAUCUGAGAACUAAUGCAAUGGAAGCAGGGCUCCAAGUAGCAAAACAUCAGAUUCAAAAAUCAACAGAGACUGUAUCUCAGUUAACAAAGCUACCCCAACUGCCAGGAAAAAACUGUGAUUCUCCUAAUGUUGUUGAUCUUAGUUAUAUGCAACUUUCGGCUGAUAGUAAUUACGGUCUUCAACAGCAGUAUUCGAAUAACCGUUGUAUUCCGUCCAGGAGUCUUGCAGAAGUUGCCCACGAAAUGAACUUGGUUAAUUGCCAAUAUACACAGCAGCAACCACAACAACAGGUUUCUUCUGGACAUAUAAAGAUGGUUGCUGAAUGUAAAAGUCCUUCUUCAGAACUAUUGUAUUCCUACGGCCACAUUUCCCCUCCUGCUUCACCAGAAAGGAUCGUAUUUCAUGUGAAAAAACCAAUUGGGAUACAAAAACAAAACAGAACGAAUCCAGUUUCGAACUGUGGCAAUUUUAACAAUUACUACGAACAAUAUGUCAGAAGCCAGCAAACAGGGAGAACUAUUCAGCCCAGUUCUCCUCGGCUGGUUACUCCACCAUCUUCCCCACACCUUACUGAUGUCAAUAAUGGGGCUAAAGCAACUCAACCAUUUUUGGUACCCAUUGCACCAAAAACUCUAAAGAAAAUGGUGAAUAAAAAUGAUAUAAGGAAAAAAACUUUCAGGCAUUCCUGCUCAUAUAUAGGCUGCGAAAAGACUUACACGAAGAGUUCUCACCUCAAGGCCCACGUUCGGACUCACACAGGAGAGAAACCUUACCAAUGCACAUGGAAAGGCUGUGGCUGGAAGUUUGCUCGAUCAGACGAGCUCACUAGGCAUUAUCGUAAACACACAGGAGUUAGGCCUUUUAGAUGUAGUUUGUGUGAUCGCGCCUUUAGCCGCUCAGAUCAUCUAGCUCUCCACAUAAAAAGGCACAUGGUUUUGUGACUGCACAUGCUGUAUUAUUAUAUACUAUUUUUUAUUCCAUCGGUACUAAUAAACACGAUUAAUUAAGCUUAACUCUACACGACUUUCUUUAUCGGACUUUAGGUAGUUUGUUGUUAACAUGUGUAAGCAUUA